Messenger RNA from Alternaria metachromatica, 345 nucleotides. RefSeq lists its product as uncharacterized. Bases 1 to 345 code for a protein of 114 amino acids. The record is from RefSeq and is a predicted model, not a curated record. The transcript has 2 exons. Lineage: Eukaryota; Fungi; Ascomycota; Dothideomycetes; Pleosporales; Pleosporaceae.
AUGUUCGAGGAUACGAUGGAAGAUCUUGAACAGACCAAGGACAAACUCGAGGCGGCCGAGAACGAGCUAGAAAAGACGCAGACCCGUCCGCAGAGUCAACUUGAUAAAGCGGAACACGACGCUAAUUUCUGGUACCGCGGCUGGAAAAACAUGGACAACAGUUACCAAGCUGCCGAUAGCACUUUGAAGGCACACGAACACCAAAUUCAUCAACUGGAAGCCGAGUUGGCGCUCGAGAAAGAGAGGGCGGAGAAGAACGAGAACGCUCAAAAGAUGCUCGAGCAACUCAAAAACCAAUGGUCGUUCUUCUCCCAUAUCCUCGGUAACGAAGACUCCGGACGCUAG